GAUGUCUCUGCUCAGUAUCUUCAGCCGUCGCAAUGAAGGCUCGUCAACGUACAACCCGGUAUCAGAGGACGAGGACAAACUGCUCGACGAACCUACACAAACGACCAAAGCUGAGCUAGAGAAGCUCAAGCAAGCCAAUGCCAACCUGAAGCGCGUGCUGGCCGUCUUUGCUGCCUUCUUCCUAGCCUUCCUCGGUCUUAUAGCAUUCAAGAGCUGGGAGUCGCAUGAAGAUAGCCUUUUGUUCCCGCGCAUGCUCAAAUCGCCUGUGCCGCCCAUGCCCAUGAACAUCCAGACCUUCGAGCGCAAUUCGCUCUACGCAGACCGCCCCUCUCCUGAAUCCGAUGCAGCCUGGAACGCACUCCUCCCUGAAGGCCGCGGCUUCGUCUAUGUGCCCGAAUCAGAAAAAUAUGCUCUGCCACCGGGUGAAACGACCUUUUACGGCGAGAUAUACUCCGUGUCUAUGUUUCAUCAACUGCACUGUCUAGGCCAACUGCGCAAAUACUAUUGGUUGUUGAUUGAUGGAGUCUCGAGCAACAGCACAAGCUUAAAGCCGAUGGUAGAGGGCUUGUUGGGACCUUCGGGAGAGCAUGUAUCGCAUUGUUUUGAUUACUUGCGACAGACGCUGCAAUGUGCGGGUGAUAUGGCAUUGGAAUGGCCAAGGAAAGAGGAGGAUGGUAGUAGGACCUGGGAUCAUAUCGUCGAUUACAUGAGGGGAUCGUACUUCAAUUUGUCCAUGAACAGCGACAUUGCGCCCGAUCAUCCUAUGCAUCCUGAGGGCAUGGCGAAGUUA
Molecule: messenger RNA, 790 nt
Organism: Aureobasidium vineae
Lineage: Eukaryota; Fungi; Ascomycota; Dothideomycetes; Dothideales; Saccotheciaceae
Source: the annotation of a GenBank genome assembly